Messenger RNA from Acanthisitta chloris (rifleman), 5118 nucleotides. Its product is annotated as voltage-dependent R-type calcium channel subunit alpha-1E. Gene Ontology annotation, cellular component: voltage-gated calcium channel complex; membrane; neuronal cell body. The transcript has 43 exons. The annotation marks the transcript as partial. Gene Ontology annotation, molecular function: high voltage-gated calcium channel activity; calcium ion binding. NCBI's taxonomy places the organism in Eukaryota, Metazoa, Chordata, Aves, Passeriformes, Acanthisittidae. Gene Ontology annotation, biological process: calcium ion import across plasma membrane; chemical synaptic transmission. The record is from RefSeq and is a predicted model, not a curated record.
CCCUUCGAGUACAUGAUCCUGGCGACCAUCAUUGCCAACUGCAUCGUGCUGGCCCUCGAGCAGCACCUCCCUGAGGAUGACAAGACACCCAUGUCACGGAGAUUAGAGAAGACAGAGCCCUACUUCAUUGGGAUUUUCUGCUUCGAGGCUGGGAUUAAGAUCGUGGCUCUGGGCUUUGUUUUCCACAAGGGCUCGUACCUGCGCAACGGCUGGAACGUCAUGGACUUCAUCGUGGUCCUCAGCGGCAUCCUUGCCACUGCCGGGACACACUUCAACACCCACGUGGACCUGCGGACGCUGCGAGCUGUGCGCGUGCUCAGACCUCUGAAGCUCGUCUCGGGCAUUCCCAGCUUGCAGAUUGUCCUAAAAUCCAUCAUGAAGGCUAUGGUGCCUCUCCUCCAGAUUGGCUUGCUGCUCUUUUUUGCUAUCCUCAUGUUUGCUAUCAUUGGCCUGGAGUUCUACAGCGGGAAGCUGCACCGAGCCUGCUACACAAACAAUUCAGGUGAACUAGAGGAGCUGGACCCUCCCCAUCCAUGUGGGGUGCAGGGUUGCCCCCCAGGCUACGAAUGCCGGGAGUGGAUCGGUCCCAACGACGGGAUCACGCAGUUCGACAACAUCCUCUUUGCUGUGUUGACCGUCUUCCAGUGCAUCACCAUGGAAGGGUGGACCACAGUCCUGUACAAUACCAAUGAUGCCUUAGGAGCCACCUGGAACUGGCUGUACUUCAUCCCCCUCAUCAUCAUUGGAUCCUUCUUUGUCCUCAACCUUGUCCUGGGAGUGCUGUCAGGGGAGUUUGCCAAAGAGCGUGAGCGAGUGGAGAACCGCCGAGCCUUCAUGAAGCUGCGGCGCCAGCAGCAGAUCGAGCGGGAGCUCAAUGGCUACAGGGCAUGGAUAGACAAAGCGGAGGAAGUCAUGCUGGCUGAAGAGAACAAAAAUUCUGGGACCUCAGCCUUAGACGUGCUCAGGCGAGCCACCAUCAAAAGGAACCGGACGGAUGCCAUGAACCGUGACUCGAGUGAUGAGCACUGUGUCGAUAUCUCCUCUGUAGGUAACCCCUUGAGUCAAUCUGGCCUCAAAGGCGCCAGAGUGGACGGUGCCUCCUACUUACGGCAUAAGGAGCGACUCCUGCGCAUCUCUGUCCGCCACAUGGUGAAAUCCCAGGUCUUCUACUGGAUCGUCUUGAGCCUGGUGGCCCUCAACACUGCCUGCGUGGCCAUUGUCCAUCACAACCAGCCAGCCUGGCUCACUCACUUCCUCUACUAUGCAGAGUUCCUGUUUCUUGGGCUCUUCCUUCUGGAGAUGUCCUUGAAGAUGUACGGAAUGGGGCCGCGUCUUUACUUCCAUUCUUCCUUCAACUGCUUCGACUGUGGGGUCACGGUGGGAAGCAUCUUCGAAGUGGUUUGGGCUAUCUUCAGACCAGGAACCUCUUUUGGGAUCAGUGUCCUACGAGCCCUUCGUCUCCUGCGGAUAUUUAAAAUAACCAAGUAUUGGGCAUCCCUGAGGAAUUUGGUGGUCUCACUGAUGAGCUCCAUGAAGUCUAUUAUCAGUCUGCUCUUCCUUCUCUUCCUCUUCAUUGUAGUCUUUGCCCUGUUGGGAAUGCAGCUGUUUGGAGGCAGGUUUAACUUCAUGGAUGGAACUCCAUCAGCCAACUUCGACACCUUCCCCGCUGCCAUCAUGACAGUCUUUCAGAUCCUAACAGGUGAGGACUGGAACGAGGUGAUGUACAACGGCAUCCGUUCCCAGGGAGGUGUUCGCUCAGGGAUGUGGUCCUCCAUCUAUUUCAUCGUCCUCACCUUGUUUGGAAACUAUACUCUGCUGAACGUCUUCUUGGCCAUCGCGGUGGACAACUUGGCCAAUGCUCAGGAGCUCACCAAGGAUGAGCAAGAGGAAGAGGAGGCCUUUAACCAGAAGCAUGCCCUUCAGAAAGCCAAAGAAGUCAGCCCCAUGUCUGCCCCAAACAUGCCUGCUAUCGAAAGAGACAGGCGGAGGAGACACCACAUGUCGAUGUGGGAGCCACGCAGCAGCCACCUAGCCCGGAUGGAGGGGAAGGAGACUGCUGGCAUUCUGGGGAGCCGCUCAGCCAGCCAGGAGACGGGUCUGGAGGAGGCCAGCACCGCGGAGGGGGCACAGGAUGGGGACCGACGUGGGGACAUGGCUGCAUCAGAGGCGCUGAUUCAGGGGGAGCCGGAGGCGAGCGGGGACUCCAUCAGGACAAAUGGGGUCCCUGCUGGCGAUGCCGAUCUGCUUGGGACUGCCAGGAAGGGGAGUCUCCCCCACACAGCACCUGAGCCCUCCCAGGGGAAGACAGGGAACCUGACAGAGCAGGACUGCAGCAGCCCAGACACCAGUGAGCAAGCUCUGCUGGAGGCCAGUCGCACUGUCAGCCGGAGUGAGCCUGACCUCUCCUCCAUGACCCCCAACACCGAGAAGGCCACGGAGAGCACCACCAUCAUGAUCGAUGUCCACGACUCCGCUGUGGUACAGAUUAGCAACAAGACAGACGGUGAAGCCAGCCCCUUAAAGGAGGCUGAGACCAAAGAGGAUGAGGAGGAGAUGGAGAAGAAGAAGCGGAAGAAGGAGAAAAGCGAGACGGGCAAAGCAAUGGUGCCACACAGCUCCAUGUUCAUCUUCAGCACCACCAACCCGGUGCGGAGGGCUUGUCACUACAUCGUGAACCUGCGCUACUUCGAGAUGUGCAUCCUCCUGGUGAUCGCCGCCAGCAGCAUUGCCCUCGCAGCAGAGGAUCCUGUCCUCACCAACUCUGACCGCAACAAAGUCCUGAGAUAUUUUGACUAUGUCUUCACUGGCGUCUUCACCUUCGAGAUGGUUAUCAAGAUGAUUGAUCAGGGCUUGAUCCUGCAGGAUGGCUCCUACUUCCGAGACCUCUGGAACAUCCUGGAUUUCAUCGUGGUGGUGGGAGCACUGGUGGCUUUUGCCUUGGCGAAUGCUUUGGGGACCAACAAGGGCCGGGAUAUCAAGACUAUCAAGUCUCUCCGUGUGCUUCGGGUCUUGAGACCCCUGAAAACCAUCAAGCGACUGCCCAAGCUGAAGGCUGUCUUCGACUGUGUCGUAACAUCCCUCAAGAAUGUCUUCAACAUCCUGAUUGUCUACAAGCUCUUCAUGUUCAUCUUUGCUGUCAUUGCCGUCCAGCUCUUCAAGGGGAAGUUUUUCUACUGCACUGACAGCUCUAAGGACACGCAGAAGGACUGCAUAGGGAACUAUGUGGACCAUGAGAAGAACAAGAUGGAAGUGAAGUGCCGGGAAUGGAAACGCCAUGAGUUUCACUAUGACAAUAUCAUUUGGGCUUUGCUCACCCUGUUCACAGUCUCUACUGGCGAGGGUUGGCCCCAGGUGCUGCAGCAUUCCGUGGAUGUGACAGAGGAGGACCGUGGGCCCAGCCGCAGCAACCGCAUGGAGAUGUCCAUUUUUUAUGUUGUCUAUUUUGUGGUCUUCCCUUUCUUCUUUGUCAACAUUUUUGUGGCUCUCAUCAUCAUUACAUUCCAAGAGCAAGGAGACAAAAUGAUGGAAGAGUGCAGUCUGGAAAAGAAUGAGAGGGCCUGUAUUGACUUUGCCAUCAGUGCCAAGCCCCUCACGCGGUACAUGCCCCAGAACCGACACACCUUCCAGUACCGUGUCUGGCACUUUGUGGUCUCCCCAUCCUUUGAGUACACCAUCAUGGCCAUGAUAGCGCUGAACACCGUGGUGCUGAUGAUGAAGUACUACUCUGCUCCAUACACCUAUGAGCUGGCCCUGAAGUACCUGAACAUUGCAUUCACCAUGGUGUUCUCCUUGGAGUGCGUCCUCAAGAUCAUCGCUUUUGGCUUCCUGAAUUAUUUCCGGGACACUUGGAACAUCUUUGACUUCAUCACUGUCAUUGGCAGCAUUACAGAGAUCAUCCUGACAGACACCAAGCUGGUGAACACCAGCAGCUUCAACAUGAGCUUCCUGAAGCUUUUCCGAGCUGCUCGGCUCAUCAAGCUGCUCCGCCAGGGUUACACCAUCCGCAUCCUGCUCUGGACAUUCGUGCAGUCGUUCAAGGCACUCCCCUACGUCUGCCUCCUGAUCGCCAUGCUUUUCUUCAUCUACGCCAUCAUUGGGAUGCAGGUUUUUGGCAAUAUCAAACUAGAUGAGGAAAGCCACAUUAACCGGCACAACAACUUCCGCAGCUUCCUGGGCUCCCUCAUGCUCCUCUUCAGGAGUGCCACGGGAGAGGCAUGGCAGGAGAUCAUGCUGUCCUGCCUGGAGGGCAAAGGCUGUGAGCCAGACACGACAGCAACGUCUGGGCAGAAUGAGAACGAGCGCUGCGGCACCGACCUGGCCUACGUUUACUUCGUUUCCUUCAUCUUCUUCUGUUCUUUUCUGAUGCUCAACCUGUUUGUGGCAGUCAUCAUGGACAAUUUUGAAUACCUGACACGGGAUUCCUCCAUCCUGGGACCUCACCAUCUAGAUGAGUUUGUGCGGAUCUGGGCAGAGUAUGACAGAGCAGCGUGCGGCAGGAUCUCGUAUAAGGAUAUGUACAAAUUAGUACGGGUGAUCUUGCCUCCUCUGGGCCUAGGAGAGAACUGCCCCUACAGGGUGGCGUGCAAGAGACUGGUGCUGAUGAACAUGCCUGUGGCCGAGGACAUGACGGUCCAUUUUACCUCCACCUUGAUGGCGCUGAUACGCACGGCCUUGGACAUCAAAAUUGCCAAAGGUGGUGCAGAUUGGCAGCAGUUAGAUGCCGAGCUUCAAAAGGAGAUCCUGACCAUUUGGCCUCACCUGUCCCAGAAGAUGCUUGACCUGUUGGUACCCAUGCCAAAAACCUCUGACCUGACUGUUGGGAAAAUAUAUGCAGCCAUGAUGAUCAUGGAUUACUACAAGCAGAGCAAAGCGAAGAAGCAGCGGCAGCAGCUGGAGGAGCAGAAAAAUGCCCCCAUGUUCCAGCGCAUGGAGCCGUCCUCCUUGCCACAGGAAAUCAUCUCGAAUGCGAAGGCUCUGCCAUACCUCCAGCAGGACACCCUCUCAGGCCUAAGCAGCCGAGGUGGGUUCCCCUCGCUGAGCCCGCUCUCACCACAGGAGAUCUUCCAGCUGGCGUGCAUGGAUCCAUCCCAGGAGCAGUUCCAGGAGCACCAGUCUCUG